This is a messenger RNA of Polistes dominula (European paper wasp), 2578 nucleotides long. RefSeq names its product elongator complex protein 2 (gene Elp2). Gene Ontology annotation, molecular function: protein binding. The record is from RefSeq and is a predicted model, not a curated record. Gene Ontology annotation, cellular component: elongator holoenzyme complex. Gene Ontology annotation, biological process: tRNA wobble uridine modification. Lineage: Eukaryota; Metazoa; Arthropoda; Insecta; Hymenoptera; Vespidae.
UUUAAAUGCUAGUGAAAAAUUAUUAUAUUUCACCUAACCUGAAAGUUUUAUAAAACACUAGCAUAUAUUUCCUAGGGAAUAAUUCAUCUACAGUAUUGUUCCUAUGACUUUUAAACUUGAUCCUAUAACCUUAAAAUAUUUCUACUAACAUUUAUUAAUUAUAAUAGAGCAGUCAAUUUAUUUUCAUAUUUAUCCCUUUCAAAUAUUUAUAAACAAUGACAACCUGUUAUAUAUCUUGCGCUUGUAAUCGUGUUCCACAUUCAGUUGAUUGGGGAAGAAAUCAAUUAAUUUGUUAUGCAGCAUGCAACGCAGUGGCAAUAUAUAAUCCAGGAAUAUUCAAGAUUGGUGUAGUUUUGCAAACACUUUGUGGUCACAAAAAUCGAGUUAAUACAGUGAGAUGGAUUAAAUUUAGAAAUGGAGAUCCAGAAACAGAAAUUUUAUCAUGUUCUUCUGAUGGUACAGCAAUUAUUUGGAGUAAAAUAGAACGUUCUUUUAUGUCUACUUCUAUUUUAAAUGUGGGUGAAAUUGUUACUUUUAGUAAUUAUUUAUAUCUUGAUGAUGCAUCCAGUGAUAUAAAUUACAAUAAAUUAUUGAUUUGUACCGGUUCAAGUACGGGAGACUUGAAAUUAUGGUUAAGGGAUGGUGACAACAAUACCACAUGUUUUCAAACAUUAACGUUUGGAAGAAAAUUACCUAUAGAAUGUUCCAUGUCAUUUUUACCAUAUAAUAAUUAUCCUCUAAUGACGGUAGCUUUAGAAGAUUUUUCAAUUCAAUUAUUUACUUCAAAUUUAAAAACAACAGAAAAUUUAAAUUUUGAAAAGGCUCAAAUUUUACUCGGACACGAAGAUUGGAUUAGAUGCAUUGAUAUCACGAAUGACGUAGAAGGAAAUCUUCUAAUAGCAACUGGUUCACAAGAUGCCACAAUACGUUUAUGGAAAAUCUCUGUAGACAAGGAAGAAAAAUCAAACAAAAAUAUACUUGAGCAAAAAAAACAAUUAUUUGAAGUUAAUGGAAUGAAAUACAAUAUUACUUUGGAAUCUGUUCUUAGUGGUCAUGAGGGUUGGAUAUAUGGUGUACAUUGGUAUCCGUUGAUAAAGAAAGAUGACAUCAAUCAUAAUUCAGCUAAAUUAUUAUCAUGUUCUUUGGACAAAUCAAUGAUUAUAUGGGAACCAGAUCCUACUACUGGAAUAUGGUGUGAAACUGUAAGAGUUGGUGAAGUCGGUGGAAAUUCUUUGGGUUUUUAUACGUGCAAGUUUAGCCCAGAUGGAUUAAAUAUAUUGGCACAUAGUUUUCAUGGAUCCUUUCAUAUAUGGCAAUACUCUGACUCGGAAAAUAAUUGGAUUCCAAGAUAUGCACCUAAUGGACAUUUUGGAGAAGUAGUAGACCUUUCUUGGGACCCAAAAGGAAGGUUUCUCAUCAGUACUAGUACAGAUCAAACAACGCGAAUCCAUGCACCGUAUAAAGAUGGUUCAACAGAACUGUGGCAUGAAAUUGGUCGCCCACAAGUGCAUGGAUAUAAUAUGGCAUGUUUAGCAAUAUUAAAACCUUAUACAUUUGCUUCCGGUGCAGAAGAAAAAGUGGUACGCAUUUUUAUGGCACCGUCAAAUUUCAAAAAAUGUUUGGCACAGAUUGCAGAUACAAAUGAUUUUCAAAAUAUAGUAGCCGAAGGUGCUAAUGUACCAGCACUUGGAUUAACAAAUAAAGCAAUAUUUGAUACAGAAGUUAAAAUAAAUGAAGACUGUUUGAAGAAGAAAGAUUACAAUCCAUCAACAGAGGAAGAAUUAAUGCAAGAAACACUUUGGCCAGAAUUACAGAAAUUAUAUGGACAUGGAUAUGAAAUAUUUGCCAUGGCUGCUAGAUACGAUGGAUUAUUGUUAGCUACAGCAUGUAGAUCAACUUCAUUCGAACAUUCCAGUAUAAUAUUAUGGGAUACAAAAGAGUGGUCGCAAAUUCAAAAACUAUCAGCUCAUCAAUUGACCGUUACGCAACUUUCGUUUUCACCAAAUGGUAAAUAUUUGUUAUCUGUAUCCCGAGAUAGAAGAUGGUCGUUAUUUGAAUGCAAUGACAAUUUAUAUAAUUUAGUUGCGUGUAGUUCAAAACAAGAUAAUCUUCAUUCUCGUAUUAUUUGGUGUUGCGCGUGGUCACACGAUUCUUUAUAUUUUUCAACUGGAUCACGAGAUGGUAAGAUUGGUAUAUGGGACGAAACCGUAAAAGAAAAUAAACCUAUUGUACCAUUGAGUUCUGUUAUACUCAAUCAAUCGAUUACAGCGCUUUCUUUUGCUCCAUCAAAAAUAGGAGAAUAUUACAUCCUAGCUGUUGGCUACGAAGCAGGUCACAUUGACAUCUAUAAGUUUAUAUUAAAUGCAGAGCAUGGUUUGUAUGAAAAAUGUAUGACGUACAAUUCUGCGCAAGCUCAUCAUUUAACCGUGAGAAAACUUGCAUUUAGGCCUCCUCAAGAUAAUACACAGAAUAAUAAAUUACAACUGGCAAGUUGUGGAUCUGAUAAUACCAUUAAGAUUUACAAUAUUGAUAUUUUACAAAAUAAAGAUUUACAAUUCUAUUAGAAAUAUAAUUCUUU